Molecule: messenger RNA, 622 nt
Organism: Cajanus cajan (pigeon pea)
Lineage: Eukaryota; Viridiplantae; Streptophyta; Magnoliopsida; Fabales; Fabaceae
Source: RefSeq, a predicted model, not a curated record
UUCCUUCCUAGUCACCCAUUUUUUGUCUCUUGUUCCAAAGUCACCAACCUCACCUUUCUACCCCUAUUUUUUUCCAAGUCCCAUGUGCACUCAUUGAAACCUCGGCAUUGAAAGGGAUUAGAUAAAGACACCCCAGAAGAGUGAUAGGAAAAAACAGAAGAGAUGUCUGAUUGGGGGCCAGUUUUUGUGUCUGUGGUGCUCUUCAUUCUUUUGACACCAGGGUUGCUGAUCCAGAUACCUGGCAAAAGCAAGAUGGUAGAGUUUGGCAACUUUCAGACCAGUGGUGUGUCCAUUCUUGUUCACUCCAUCAUCUACUUUGCUCUAGUUUGCAUCUUCUUGUUGGCUAUUGGAAUCCACAUGUACACUGGUUCUUGAUCCAUUCCACAACACCUUCUCUACACACACAUUAUUCAUAAUUGGUUCAUUUCUUGUCAUUGUUAAAAUUUGUUUCUGUGCAUCCAUGCCCAUGAGGGAGUGACAUUAUGACAAGCAUUUUGUUCUAAUGAUUUUUCUGAAAUUUAUUAUUAGGAGUGUUGACAGAAGGUUUGUGUGUAAUUAAUUAUUGGUUUCUUUAAUGUACUUUCUUAUACUACUAAUAAACAUUUAGAUGCUAACAUUUUUU